AUGGGAGGAGACGGCGCGCACGCAGGCAACGCCGCGGGCGCCCACAAGCGCGCCGCUGGCUCGCCGUUGAAGGGCGGGAAGCGCGAAGCAGGACGAGACACGAAAAACGGUUCCUCUCCUGCGUCUUCACUGUCGUCCGGAUCUGGAAGCGCAUCAGCAAAAGUAAAAAAAUCCCUCACUCUUGAAAAGGGACAGAAGGCGGCCCUCGGGAGCGCCAAUGUACAUACACCUCGAGAGCCCGAGCGAAAUGGCGAGUCCACGCCCGGCUCUUCUUCCUCUCUCUCCUCUUCCCCUCCUCCCUCCUCCUCUUGCCCGCCGUCUGCUUCUGUCUCGUCCAAGUCAGACAUUCAUCAGCGCGUGAGUGCGCGUUUCUCGACGAUGCCUGGGCUGUCUCCGCUGUCUCGCGCCUUCCUCGAGUCCGCCGGUUUCACCUUCGCCACGCCAGUUCAGGAGGCGUGCCUCUCGCUGCUUCUCGCGGACAGUCAGCGGCCCGCGGCGUAUUCGCCGAAGCUCUCGCGCAAGGAUCUCGCCGUAGAAGCUCCGACGGGCUCCGGGAAAACGCUGGCUUUCGUGCUGCCGGUCAUUGAGCGCGUUCUCGACCAGCUGCAGCUCUUCAGCCUCGGCCGUCUCAGCUCUUCUGAGUUCGUCUGGGAGCGCGAGCGCGGGCGGCGCGCCGCCGCGGAGAAGCCGCUCGGCGAGGAGGACGCCAGCGCCGCGAAGAAGCGAAGAACUGACGCGCCUGAGGAGGUCAAGAAGAGGGGCUUCGAGAAGGACGAGGAGGCCGGGGCGUGUCAUGAGGCGAGGCGCGAAGGCCAGGAGGCCUCACCGAGUUUGGUGGGCGAUGCCGCCGCCUCGCCUUCGCCAGAGUUCGCCGCCUUCCUCGCCCGCGUGCUUGAGAGGAGGCCCCCCGCGCCUCUCUUCUCUGAGGCCUCCGGCGAAGCGAAGGCCUGCCGCAUCGCCGCCGUCCUCCUCGCGCCCACGCGCGAGCUCGCCCGACAGAUCUUCAACGUGGUGCAGAGUCUGGUGCGCUUCGUCGAAGCCACAGUUCUGCUGCGCUCUGACGCCCCGUGUGCGCUGUCUGCCACCGAGAAACGCAAGCAGAGGAAGCGCAAGCGACGCGCGGCGAAGACCUCUGAUGCGGCAGCGGAAGACGAUAACGAAGCGCAAGACGACGAGGCGACCGCGGAGAACGCGGAGGCCGCGUAUCCCGACGGCGCCGCGAACCAGGGCGAGGGAAGCGAGGCCAACGAGCAGCUCACGUCUGCGUUCGUCCUCCAAAGCAUGCUGCUCACGGGAGGCUCGCGGCCAGUCGAGGGCGACCUGCGGGCGCUGGAACUCCGCGCGAGCGCCCGCGCCCUCUUCAUUCUCGUCGCCACCCCGGGGCGCCUCGCGCGCCUGAUCGAGGCGGAGCGGAGUGAAGGCCGAAGACUGCAUUGGCGCUUUGAGGCGCUGGAUUUCGUCGUUGUCGACGAGGCGGACCGGCUGAUCGAUGAGCAGCACACAGACGAGUUGCGCGGGCUGCUGACCUACUUCCGCGAACAGAAGAAGAAGGAGCUCGAUCGCCGCCAGAAGCCGCAGGGCGAAGAGGACGGCAAGGCGCGAGACGCCCAGACCAGCGGCCUGCAGGUCGCAGUCUUCUCCGCGACGCUCACGGGCGCGAUGCAGGAACAAAGCAAAACGAAGGAUCUCUGGGGUGUUGUCCGCGAGCCCGUCUGCGUGCGCGUCUCCGCCGCGACCGCCGACGCGCGCGACGAGCCCAGCCGCGCCAGCGACAUUCAGCAUCACGUCCCCAAGACGCUGAGCAAUUUCUACGCGAUCUGCGACUACGAGGCAAAGCUGCCUUUCCUCGUCGACUUCAUCAAGACGCGAGUGAUUCCGCAUCAGGCGAGCUGCAUCGUCUUUCUUCUCACGUGUCAUUGCGUGGAGUACUUUAGCGGGCUUCUCCACGCGCUGCUUCUGGCGCCGUCGUCCUCCGCGCCGUCAUCCUCCGCGCCGCCGCCCUGCUCGUCGCUGCAGCUGAGCAAACUGCAUGGCCGGAUGAAGCAGCGCGCGCGCCUCGCGGCAUGCAAGCGCUUCGCGAGCUCCUGCGCGCCGGCGACUCCGGAGGCGCACGUUCUCCUCGCGACCGACGUCGCCGCGCGCGGCCUCGACUUUCCCAACGUAGACUGGAUUCUGCAACUCGAUCCGCCACAGAAUCCCGACGUGUUUGUUCACCGCGUCGGGCGAGCGGCUCGCGCAGGGCGCUCAGGCAACGCGCUUCUUCUCCUCCUUCCCCACGAGGAUGCGUACCUUCCUUUUCUCGCGAACCGAGGCAUUUCUGUCGCGCCGCUAGAUUCUUCGUCGCCGGAAAAGCCUGAAAACGCUGACGAAGAGACUGAGGAAAAAAAGCAGGAGCGAGAGAUCAACGAGGCCGCCAUGAACGAAGUCAUCCAUGAUCGCGCGCUCGUGUUGAAGGGCUCGAAGGCCUUCGUCUCGUUCGUUCGCGCGUACAAAGAGCAUCAACUCUCGUUUCUCCUGCCCUUCCAGCGGUUGGAUAUCGGGCGGCUGGCGACGGCCUUCCGGCUGCUGCGGCUUCCGCGCAUCAAGGAGAUCAUGGGUCGACAGAUCGCGCACUUUUCGCAGAGUCCUGUGGAUCCACUUAAGAUUCCUUUCCGCUUCGACUCGGCUCGGGAGGCUGAGCGCGUGGCUGGGCUCUCCGAGGCCCUGGAGCUGCGCGAGAAGAAGAAGGAGGAGCGCAACAGGAAACGCGAGAACGAAAAGAAAAAACAAAAGGAGAAAGACGAGCGACAGAUGCUUCGCGGUGCCCUUAAGCCUACUGCCCGCACCAAAGCAGAAAAACGCAAAGCGAAGAGACGGAACGCCUUGGACGAGUGGGAGGAGCUCGCGUUCGAAGAGCGGAUGGCGCGCAAGCUGCGAAAGGGCAAGAUCUCCGAGACGCAGUAUGAGAAGGAAUUGAAGAAACAUGGCGAGCAAUUCGCUGAGGAUCUUGACUCGGAUCUCGGCGCUGGCGACUCCGAUAACGAUCCCUCAGACGGCGAGGAAGACGGUAAGGCUCCGUCUCAGGGCUGCAGAGCUUCUGAUGAGUCCGAGGGCAGUGAGAGAGAAGCGGACUCUCUCUCCGCCGGCUCUAGUGAGGACUUGAGCGACGAUUCUGACUCAGACGAAGACAGCGCUGCGAACAAGAGACGCGAGGAGUACCCGGGCGCGAGAACGGAGAAAACGCGGAAGAAACAACCUAAGUGGAUCACGUCUCGCGGGAGGAAAACGAAGAAGAAAAAGUGGAGCAAGCGACGCAAAUAG
Molecule: messenger RNA, 3300 nt
Organism: Besnoitia besnoiti
Lineage: Eukaryota; Apicomplexa; Conoidasida; Eucoccidiorida; Sarcocystidae
Product: DEAD/DEAH box helicase domain-containing protein
Exons: 9
Coding region: 1-3300 (1099 amino acids)
Cellular component (GO): nucleolus
Molecular function (GO): ATP binding; nucleic acid binding
Source: RefSeq, a predicted model, not a curated record